AUGUACAAGCCAGUGUUUUACGCUGUUAAUUCGCGACUUCGAGUCUGGGGUGUGCUGGAUUUGCGAUGUGCAUCGAGCGGGUGUCAGGUAAGCUCUCAUGGCCGUGUCUCGACUGCCACCGGCAAAGUUUACUUUGGGCAGGCAAACGACUCAGGAUACCUCAAGGUGAGUGUUGAUGGCCAGCACUACUAUGUGCAUCGUCUAGUGGCCACAGCAUUUCUGGGUCCGCCACCGGAUCCGACGUGUUGGCAGGUGAACCACAUAGACGGCAAUCCGGCAAACAACCUUCUGACAAAUCUGCAAUAUGUAACUCCAGCCGAGAAUCAGAGGCAUGCGUGGGCAAACAACCCGAAUCGACAGCCGGGCAAAGCCGUCCUGUGGCGUCCUUUUGGCAUGCAGGCUUGGACAUUCUCUGCCUCGCAAAGUGAAGCUGCAAGGUUGCUUGGGCUCUCAGUGAACGCCGUGUCAAAGUGUUGUCGUGGCUUCGCCCGGAAGUCGUGUGGACAUGGGAUUUGGUACGAGUUCCAAUCAGCCGCUCUGGCUGAAGACAGCUUCCUGCCGGGUGAAAUCUGGCAGCCUGCCCGUUACCCAGGAUUGUCGGGCGUUGUUCCAAACUUGAUGGUAAGCAGCCAUGGCAGGGUUUCGAAGGUCGGAUCUCUUUCCGACACUGUCAGUCGCGGGUGCCGCAUGAAGAGUGGUUAUUUUAUUGUCUGCAGGGCUCAGAAGAAUUGGCUUGUACACCGUGCAGUGGCCGCGACCUUUCUUGGUCAGCCAGACAUUCCAGACAUGCAGGUCAACCACAAAGACUUUGAUCGAGGGAACAACCGCGUGCAAAACUUGGAAUUUGUCUCAAGUUCAGAGAACAUCGCACAUUCGUGGCAAAGGCGGUCUGGAAAUGCACGCAGCCAAGCUGGCAAGGCCGUUCAAGCCUGCUCGAUUGCCUGCGACUCGUCUACGGGCCCUUGGCUGGAAUUUGAUUCAAUCGCUGCUGCAGAGCGACAUACAGGUAUCUACUGGGCCAAAAUCGAUCGCAUCUGCAGGGGACUUGUCCCUGGUGCCGGCUGGGACUUCAAGUUUGUUGAAGACCUGCAGAUUCCCGGUGAGGAGUGGCGGCCUGUGGUACUCGAAGGGGCGCUGGACGGAAGCCAGCCAGGCGUGGACGCAGGUCCUAGAGCUUGCGACGCCAAUGUUCGGCGCAG
This is a messenger RNA of Symbiodinium sp. CCMP2456, 1199 nucleotides long. NCBI's taxonomy places the organism in Eukaryota, Dinophyceae, Suessiales, Symbiodiniaceae. The record is from the annotation of a GenBank genome assembly.